AUGUCGACUGAUACAAAAUACAAAUAUGCCGUCGUCAGGAUACCAGAGAAUUCGGUCGUUGAGUUUUUCACACUACUGGUCUCAAAAGGUUAUUCGGAUGUUUCAUUUGUUGCCUCCCUAGCACAGUGCAAUUUGAGAGAUGACCCAAAUGAUGACCAACCGACAACAUCAAAUUCAGUGAAAGAAACUGUAAAUGAUGAGGAUUCGAAUUCUGAAAACAACAAAUCCUCUCCUCCACGACGUCAAUCUUCUGGAUCCCAACCUCAAUCGGUGUCUUCUCGUCCAACUCUUGCACUGGUGCUAUUAAAACUGAAAAUUUCGAUUCAUGGACUCCGACUGCUCCGUCUUCUAAUCCGACUCCAGAUCUAUUAUCAGCUAAACAAUGGCACGGAGCCCAAAAAGCCAAUAUUCGGAUUCCAGGCAUCAGGUGUUGAUUUCGAUUUAUCGAAUAACGAAUGGCACGACAAUCUGAAAAUGUCGAAUGGACACUCAUCGACGGAAAAAUUCCAUCCGUAUUCUUCUGGAAGUCAAAAAAAUGACUCUCCCUUGCAAACAAGAAUGAAGGGAUGGCAAAGGGAGUAUAUCAAAGAGGUUAUCAAAAAUAGUCAUUAUCCAACCGAAGACGAAUUGAGAGAUAUCGAAUUGAAGUGCGAUUUGAGCAGGAAGCAGAUUCUCCGAUUCAUCGCCAAACGACUGACCAAUCCAAACCGAAAGCCACGUAUCAACCAUCACGACGAGAAGCGAAAAGAGCAAGAAGAGCGAGAUUCACUAGGAGAUCAAGAAGAUGAACUGCAAGAAAGCGAUGUUUCACACCUUCAUCAUAUUUUGAGCUCAUUACAAGAAACGACCGCCUAA
Molecule: messenger RNA, 855 nt
Organism: Caenorhabditis briggsae
Lineage: Eukaryota; Metazoa; Nematoda; Chromadorea; Rhabditida; Rhabditidae
Gene: Cbr-nsy-7
Product: Protein CBR-NSY-7
Exons: 5
Coding region: 1-855 (284 amino acids)
Source: RefSeq, a predicted model, not a curated record